This is a messenger RNA of Pocillopora verrucosa, 3311 nucleotides long. Lineage: Eukaryota; Metazoa; Cnidaria; Anthozoa; Scleractinia; Pocilloporidae. The record is from RefSeq and is a predicted model, not a curated record.
ACAUUUCAGCUGAAGAGGAGAGUUGUAAAAGUGAUGAUCCUUCAGAAAAUAAACGUAGUAGGCUAGCAGGUGGUGCUACCAAACAUUUUCGUCGGCCGAAGGUGAAACGCCGUGAUGAAGAGUCGUCUCCGAGUGACGCCUUAACUCCGAAGAAAAGAAAAGCUCGUUUGGCAGUGAAGCAAGGAGUUCCCAGCGACGAAGAUUUAGAGUGGCUUUCGCAGAAACUCGAAAAUUGGAAGACAGUCGGGCGUCGUCUAAAAAUUGACGAAGCAAGAUUAACGGCGUUUGAUGAUGAAAAUAGGGGAUGCUCUGAAAAAAUCUACAAAAUGUUACUACAUUGGAAAGAGGGGAAUGGCUCAACUGCAACAUACACGAUCCUACAUGAUGCACUGUGUCAUCCACUGGUUAAUCGCACAGAUUUAGCUGAGCAACUUAUCACUGCAGACAAUUCGACGGGAGAGGAGAGUUGUAAAAGAGAUGAUCCUUCAGAAAGAAAACGAAGAAGGCUAGCAGAACCGUUGAAUGUUGAGAAGUGUCAAGAGCAGCUUAAGUCUUAUUACAACACCUUUAGCAAGGUGAAAAUCAUUCCAUGGGACGACAGCUCUUCCAUUCAGCUUGAUGAGAUCUACACACCUUUGUUUUUGGUCAGAGAUCACAGGAAGCCCAGCGGAGUGACACAAGAGGAACUUGAAGACUACACCGACAUGUUCAAGGAAAAACCAAAACGAAAGCUUGUUUAUGGUAGGCCAGGAAUUGGCAAGACUACGUUUUGUAAGAAGGCUGCAUAUGAUUGGUCGAAAGCCUUAAAAGAAAUCCUAAAGAACUUUUUUGUUUUGAUUCUGAUUAAGUUGCGAGAUGUGUGUGACGUAGGAAACAUCCUUGAUGUUUUGCGUGCGUCUAAAUUGCUGGCCAGUGAUGGUCCCAUCUCAGUUGAUAGCCUCUAUGAUUACAUAAUUAACAAUCAAGAUAAAGUGCUUCUUAUUUUGGAUGGCUACGAUGAGUACAGCUUUGCAGAAGAACACUCACCCAUCCUUGAAAUUUGGAAGGGUGAGCAACUAAGAGAUUGUCACGUUAUUGUCACCACGCGUCAACUUAAAUGUGACGAGUUAAGAGGCCCCAGCCACGUUCAGUUAGAAAUUCAAGGUUUCAAAAGCUGGGAACGAAAAUUAACCUUUGCGAGAAAAUUUAUGGCAGGUGAAGAAGAUCUUAACGAGUUUAGGCUCUACCUGGAAGAAAAAGAUCUCGAUGACAUGGCAGAAAUACCUCUCCUCUUACUGAUGCUGUGUAGUUUGUGGAAAGAGAAACGUCACGAAGGACUGCCAAAAUCACGGGCCGACAUAUUCACACAAUUCAUUCAAACCAUGCUGGAUCACAAAGGUGGAAGUCACCAGUCUAUGCCAUUUCAGAAAAUGACCUCAACAGAAGCCAGAGAAGACCUUAGUAAUAUUGGAAAGGCUGCCUUUGAAGCACUUCUGCAAGACCGUCUUUACGUACGCUGCAGCAAACUCCCCGGCAAUAUUUCAAGAAGUUUGGAAAAAUUAAGUGAAGUUGGGCUUUUCCAGAUUGUCAAUCUUACGAGUCUCAAUCCUGAGAAAGGGGCCUAUUUCAUUCAUAAAUCCGUACAGGAGUUCCUUGCAGCCUGGCACAUUAAAGAGGAAGUGUUGUCGAUGAAAGGAGAAAGUACGCCUAGCCUUUCCAAAGUUGAAUCGUUUGAAAAGAUCGUGAAGAUGAAUGAAGUUCUGAAAUUUGCUUGUGAGCUGUCAACAGAAGCCGCGUGCGCAGUUUUCCAUCAUGUAGGGUCUGUUGGAAGAAAGGAAUUUUUGUCGAAAUGUGAUUACAGUGAGCUGCUUCUGGAGAAUGAAAUACUGUCUCAAAAUCAAAAACAUUAUCUCAAGCUUAUCUCGCAUAGCUACAUUUGUUGUUCAGCUGAGAAGAGACAAGAUCUCUGCUCAGUGUUUCCCUCUUGCACCGGAGGUGUUUUGUCUCUUGAUUCUAACCAGCUGAACAUUACUGCAAAUGAACAUUUCCUUAAAUCUGGCAUGAUACCCGACUUUAUCUUUUUUCCUCCCUUCAAAGAUUCUUCAGAGAAAAGCUAUCGAGACUUGAUCACUGUAGCGGAGGACACAAAUGCUGUAUUUUUGAGCUGUUCGGGCGAAAAGAAAGCCGCAGAUUUACUGAAGAAGUUCCCGCGUCGUCCUGUGGGCGAGUUCUUUUUGAAGAGAGAGACGAAAAUCGUCGUUUAUGUUUAUCAAAUACGCAAAGAAAAACAUGGUAGCACUUUUCCGACUGAAAUGCUGCGAGAGCUCAUUUCGCCAACAGCAGAGUCUACUCAGGUGACGCGUCUUGUUGAUCCGUUGAAUGAACACGACAGCGAAACAGCUUCGAGUUUGACUCAGAACACUGAUAGAAUCACUGGUCCUACUCCUGAGAGCCUUUCCUGUGUGAAGCAGAUUUAUAUUGAAGACAUAGAAAGGCAAGAGAUAAAGAUGCUGGCUGAUUUCUUACCACUUUUCACUGCUCUCCUAUGGUUAAGUAUUUUUGGUAAACCCUCUGAAAUCAUUGAUGCUCAGUUGACAGAGACCCUGGUGUCUCGUAUCAUCUUCACUGACAGAUUUCACACAUUAGUACUUACUAAUAUAAAUUUAACAGCCAAACCUGCCGUAGCCAUCGCCAGAUCUCUGCACCAGGCUCCUAGCCUGCGACACCUCAACUUGUCAGAGAACCCUCUUGGUGAAGGAGUAAGUGUUCUUACUCAACAUCUCAGCCGUGUUCCUCACCUGGAGAGGCUGUGGCUUUCUAAAGUUAAAAUGACAAAGCAGCAAGUGAAUGAGUUGAGUGCAACUGUACGUCAGAGUAACAUCUACUGGUUGAAAACAGAAUACCACGAUCGCAAAGGGAAUGUCAAACCUGAAGAAAAAUGGCCAACAGAUGAGUACUGGAGCAAAUCAGAAGAAGAGUCAGAUCCUGGGUCAGUUACUGACUCAGGUGAUGAGGAGGAGCCUGGGUCAGUUACCGCCUCAGGUGAUGAGGAGGAUCCUGGGUCAGAUACUGACUCAAGUGACAAGGAGGAUCCUGGGUUAGUUACUGACUCAGGUGACGAGGAGGAGCCUGGGUCAGUUACCAACUCAGGUGACAAGGAGGAUCCUGGGUCAGUUACUGACUCAAGUGACAAGGAGGAUCCUGGGUUAGUUACCGACUCAGGUGACGAGGAGGAGCCUGGGUCAGUUACCAACUCAGGUGACAAGGAGGAUCCUGGGUCAGUUACCGACUCAGGUGAUGAGGAGGAGCCUGGGUCUUGCCUGGAAACGUAA